Rhinopithecus roxellana (golden snub-nosed monkey) is the source of this 1006-nucleotide messenger RNA. Its product is annotated as fermitin family homolog 2-like. The record is from RefSeq and is a predicted model, not a curated record. Gene Ontology annotation, molecular function: integrin binding. Gene Ontology annotation, biological process: integrin-mediated signaling pathway; cell-matrix adhesion. Gene Ontology annotation, cellular component: focal adhesion; extrinsic component of cytoplasmic side of plasma membrane. Lineage: Eukaryota; Metazoa; Chordata; Mammalia; Primates; Cercopithecidae.
AUGAAAGGAGGGAGCCUCCAUGAGAUCCGGUUCAUCAGUAUCACUGUCUUUUACCUCCACAUCCUGUCUCACUGGAAGGUCUUCAGGGGGAGUAACAAGCAUGGAGCUGUCAUUUCCUCUGGAUGUGAAGUUACCCCAGAUGUAAACAUUUCGGGCCAAAAAUUUAACAUUAAACUCCUGAUUCCAGUUGCAGAGGGCAUGAAUGAAAUCUGGCUUCGUUGUGACAAUGAAAAACAGUAUGCACAUUGGAUGGCAGCCUGCAGAUUAGCCUCCAAAGGCAAGACCAUGGCGGACAGUUCUUACAACUUAGAAGCAAAUAUUCUUUCCUUUCUGAAGAUGCAGCAUUUAAACCCAGAUCCUCAGUUAAUACCAGAGCAGAUCACGACUGAUAUAAAUCCUGAAUGUUUGGUGUCUCCCCGCUAUCUAAAAAAGUAUAAGAACAAGCAGCCAGGCUAUGUAAGAGAUUUGAUAACAGCGAGAAUCUUGGAGGCCCAUCAGAAUGUAGCUCAGAUGAGUCUAAUUGAAGCCAAGAUGAGAUUUAUUCAAGCUUGGCAGUCAUUACCUGAAUUUGGCAUCACACACUUCAUUGCAAGGUUCCAAGGGGGCAAAAAAGAAGAACUUAUUGGAAUUGCAUACAACAGACUGAUUCGGAUGGAUGCCAGCACCGGAGAUGCAAUUAAAACAUGGCGUUUCAGCAACAUGAAACAGUGGAAUGUCAACUGGGAAAUCAAAAUGGUCACCGUAGAGUUUGCAGAUGAAGUACGAUUGUCCUUCAUUUGUACUGAAGUAGAUUGCAAAGUGGUUCAUGAAUUCAUUGGUGGCUACAUAUUUCUCUCAACACGUGCAAAAGACCAAAAUGAGAGUUUAGAUGAAGAGAUGUUCUACAAACUUACCAGUGGUUGGGUGUGAAUAGAAAUAAUGUUUAAUGAAACUCCACGGCCAUAACAAUAUUUAACUUUAAAAGCUGUUUGUUAUAUGCUGCUUAAUAAAGUAAGCUUGAAAUUUA